Molecule: messenger RNA, 2460 nt
Organism: Ogataea philodendri
Lineage: Eukaryota; Fungi; Ascomycota; Pichiomycetes; Pichiales; Pichiaceae
Exons: 3
Coding region: 1-2460 (819 amino acids)
Cellular component (GO): cytosol
Molecular function (GO): GTPase activity; GTP binding; asparagine synthase (glutamine-hydrolyzing) activity
Source: RefSeq, a predicted model, not a curated record
AUGGGAGCCACAUCCCAAAUUCCAGAGUGGUGGGGGCAUAUCAGAUUUACGGCAGGGGACUCAACAGACUGGGACAUUGGUGGUGGGGGACUGGGUAAGAUAGGGUCCUUCAAGGACAAGGCCCUCCAGUACUCCAAGCGGAUCAGACACCGUGGUCCUGACUGGUCGGGAAACAAGGUGAUCAACAACACCAUUUUGUGCCACGAGAGAUUGGCUAUUGUUGGACUUGACGCCGGUGCUCAACCAAUCACUUCCCCGGACGAGAGAUACACUUUGAGUGUUAACGGAGAGAUCUACAACCACAUUCAGCUUAGAGACGAGUUGAAGGACUACAAGUUCAAGACUUUGUCUGAUUGCGAGCCGAUCAUUCCACUUUUCCAAAAGUACGGCUUGGACUCUCCUAAAUACUUGGACGGUAUGUUUGCUUACGUGCUGUACGACAAGCAGGAGGACCGUAUCAUUGCUGCCAGAGACCCUAUUGGUGUCACGACGCUGUAUAUGGGCCGUUCUUCCCAGAGACCGGGUGCUGUGUUUUUUGCAUCCGAGCUCAAAUGUCUGACUGACGAGUGUGACGAGAUCAUCUUGUUCCCUCCAGGACACAUCUACGACUCGAAGACCGACGAGACCACCAGAUACUUCACGCCGUCCUGGUGGGACCCAGAGUCGGUUCCAACCACUCCUGUUGAUUACACCAAGAUCAGAGAGACUCUUGAGCUUGCUGUGAGAAAGAGACUGAUGGCCGAAGUUCCAUACGGUGUCUUGCUUUCUGGAGGUCUGGACUCGUCCUUGAUUGCAUCGAUUGCUGCUCGGGAAACUAAUAAGGCUGCCAAGGAGGCUGAUUCGCAAACCGAAGGAAUCGACGCUUCUCACACCUUGACCGGUGUGGACGAGCAGGGCCACCUUGCUCUUUCUGGAUGGACCAGACUGCACUCGUAUGCCAUUGGUCUUCCUGGAGCUCCAGACUUGGUUGCUGCCCAGAAGGUUGCUAAAUACAUUGGAACCAUCCACCACGAGCACACUUUCACUGUUGAGGAAGGAUUUGAUGCUCUUUCCGACGUCAUCUACAACUUGGAGACCUACGAUGUGACGACCAUCCGUGCCUCGACUCCAAUGUACUUGCUGUCCAGAAAGAUCAAGGCUCAAGGUGUGAAGAUGGUUCUUUCUGGUGAAGGUUCCGACGAAAUCUUUGGAGGAUACUUGUAUUUUGCUGCAGCACCUACUCCAAAGGAGUUCCACUCCGAGUGUAUCAAGCGUGUCAGAAACUUGCACUAUGCCGACUGUCUUAGAGCCAACAAGUCGACCAUGGCUUGGGGAUUGGAGGCCCGUGUGCCGUUCCUUGACAAGCAGUUCCUGAGCUUGUGCUUGAACAUCGAUCCUAAAUACAAGAUGAUCGACCAGAAGGCCGGUAAGAUCGAGAAGUACAUCUUGAGAAAGGCCUUUGACACCAGCGACGAUCCAUCUGCCAAGCCAUACUUGCCAGACGACAUCUUGUGGAGACAGAAGGAACAGUUCUCCGACGGUGUGGGAUACUCCUGGAUUGACGGAUUGAAGGAGCUUGCCGAGAAGAGCGUCUCUGACGAGGAGUUCGCUAAUCCAAAGCCAGAGUGGGGUACCGACGUUCCAACCACCAAGGAAGCUUACUUCUACAGAUGCAAGUUCGACGAGCUUUUCCCAUCCAAGGCUGCCGCAUCCACCGUCAUGAGAUGGGUGCCAAAGGCCGAGUGGGGAUGCCACGAGGACCCAUCGGGAAGAUACGCCCAGACCCACGAUUCUUCGAAAACAAGUCUCUCUUCGCUAGACUCCAAGUCGACCAUCCCGCGAAUACGCGAGCAAUACGAGUAUCUGAGCAAGAUCGUUCUUAUUGGCGCGUCUGGCUGUGGCAAGUCGUCCUUGCUCCAUCGGUACAUUUCGCGGGAUUGGCGUACGUUGUCCCAAACAAUUGGCGUGGGGGUCGCAUCUAAAGUGGUUGUGGUGGGGGACAGCACCAGGUUGAAACUCCAGAUCUGGGACACCGCGGGCCAGGAACGCUUUCGCGCGCUCACCAGGUCCUAUUAUCGCGGGGCCGGCGGAAUCGUGGUGGUGUUUGAUCUCAGUUCCAGAUCCAGUUUCCAGGCUGUGUUGGAGUUUAUCCAGGACGUUUACAACCUCACGCUUCCUGACUCGUGUAUUGUGCUCGUGGGUAACAAGAGUGACCUGGAAAGCCCGCUAUCCAAAACGGAGAUCACAGAGCUGGUCGAACAGUGCUCCAAAACGUUGCAACGGUCUGUCCAGUACAUUGCAACGAGUGCGCUAGAGAACUCCAACGUGGAUGCCAUCUUCGAGACCGUUGCCGGGUCGAUUGUCACCAAAGUGGAGCUUGGUCUGCUGAAUCCAGAAGACCCUUCCAGUGGAGUUCAAUACGGAGAUCUCAGUUACGAUGCCAUCACAAUAGCCACGCCUGAAAACCGCGGAUGCUGCUGA